UGAAUUUAAUUUUAUGUUUCAAUGAAUAUUUUAAAUAAAUUCAAAGAAAUAAAGUCUGAUAAUAAAACAAAUUUAAUAAAAAAUUUAUUAAAACUAAUAAAAAAUAAUAAACGUUAUAAAUAGCUAAACCUUUUAAUCAUUAGUAGUAGACUGUCAAACCACUUGCACUACAGUGUAUAAAUUUGCACAUUCCGUUAAUAUCAUUCGAUAAAUAAGUUUUAAAAUAUAUUAAAAUUAUUAAAAUGAUUUGAUUUUUUAUUAUAUCAUAGAAGAUAUACAUGUAUAUAUCAUUUUAAUAAUGCAGACGAUAUAUAUUUGUAUAAGUUUGUUAAUCAGCAUAUCACUAGCUCUUGGGUCAUCAAAAUUUCAGAGCGAACUUGAUUAUGAUGGCUGGUUGCAAUUACGAUUGUGGCACGCAUUUAACGAUGAACCAGAGCCGAUUUUCAUAGAACGAGGUAAUAUUACAGUAUCAAGUGUUCGUAGCGGUGCCUCUGUUAUUGGACAAAAUGGAUUGCUGCAAUCCCAUAUAAACGAACUAAAAAAUCUUGCCAAAAAUGAUGGCAAAUAUAGACUUAAAGCAGUAGCUCGAACUUCUUCAGGAAAUGAAAUAACAUUUUUAUCUUCUGUACCUGCGUGUUAUCUUCUUGGUUCUGAUCUUGAAGAUGUCAUAACAAUUUGGCUAGAUAGUGCAGCGGAACCAAUAGUUGUCAGUAUAUCAUCGCCUGGCCCCUGCAGUAUAGAAAAUCCAUUUACAAAUAUGUGGACAACUAAUGUUGUCGUUAAAUAUCCUGAUGGUGGACCAGUUCCAGACACUGCUACAUAUAUUCAAAAACUUGAACGUGAAAGAGAAGCAAGAGAAAGAGGAGAAGCAAAAGAUAAUAGAUCUUUCCUUGCAAGAUAUUGGAUGUACAUUGUUCCUGCAUUGAUCUUUGUUAUUCUAUCAUCUGCAACAAAUCCAGAAGCUGGAGGAGCAGCAGGUGGCAGUGCUCAAAGAUAAUAACUUAAAGUGUCUGUGGUGCCUCCAAGAGUGCUUGUGUCGAAUCUUUUAUUUAUAAACUUACAAUAUACUUUCAUAAUUACAAUUGUAAAAAUAUAAUUGUAUCUUUUUCUGAAUAAAUUCUGAUUUAAUUAAA
Messenger RNA from Apis laboriosa (Himalayan honeybee), 1133 nucleotides. RefSeq names its product ER membrane protein complex subunit 10 (gene EMC10). Gene Ontology annotation, cellular component: EMC complex. The record is from RefSeq and is a predicted model, not a curated record. Lineage: Eukaryota; Metazoa; Arthropoda; Insecta; Hymenoptera; Apidae. The coding region runs from base 299 to 997 and encodes 232 amino acids. The transcript is spliced from 4 exons.